Gadus morhua (Atlantic cod) is the source of this 9259-nucleotide messenger RNA. It is a transcript of the gene apc, whose product is annotated as APC regulator of WNT signaling pathway. The transcript is spliced from 17 exons. Gene Ontology annotation, biological process: nervous system development; negative regulation of microtubule depolymerization; pattern specification process. The record is from RefSeq and is a predicted model, not a curated record. Gene Ontology annotation, molecular function: microtubule binding; beta-catenin binding; gamma-catenin binding. Bases 291 to 8063 code for a protein of 2590 amino acids. Gene Ontology annotation, cellular component: catenin complex; beta-catenin destruction complex; cytoplasmic microtubule. NCBI's taxonomy places the organism in Eukaryota, Metazoa, Chordata, Actinopteri, Gadiformes, Gadidae.
CCUCCUCCUGGCUCCCUCUCAACCCAACACCAAACUCGUCCUACACUUUAAAGUGAAUAGAUCUUGAUAUUAAUGACCGAUUAUUCAUUAACGUGUAUGCGAAACCGAAGGAGCGUUUUGAUUGGCCAAAACGAGGGGGGAAUGAGCGUUCUGAUUGGCCAGGGGGAGGGGAGAAGGAGCGAGUGAAAGUUGGGAGUGGGGAGAAAGAAGGAAGGGUGAAAAGAGAGCGAGAUAGCGGAACAAAGGCCACGGUGUGCCCUGCCAGCCCGCCGCUGCCGCCAGACGUCUCCAUGUCUUCAUCCUCUUCCUCCUCUUCGUCGUCCCGGGCAACCGGCAGCAGCCAUAGUGCCGGCGGUAGCGGUGUUCCCACGGCAACAGUCCCAGGCGCCUCCUACGAUCAGCUGCUGUGGCAGGUGGAGCUGCUGAAGAUGGAGAACUCCACCCUAAGGCAGGAGCUACAGCACAACUCCUCCCACCUCUGCAAGCUGGAGAGCGAAGCCUCCAACAUGAAGGAGGUCCUCAAACAGCUCCAGGGCACCAUAGAAGAAGAGACCAGUGACAUCCCCGCCCAGCUGGACUUUAUGGAACGAAUGAAAGAGAUGAGCAUCGAGCCCGCUAGCCUAGCGCCUGUGAAGCUACGUGCUAACAAGCCCGCAGCGUCCCCGGCUGCCGCCACCCAGUCCCCACUCAGCCAGGGGCCCCACGGCUCCUCCUACCCCAAGAGAGGGGCCCCUGCGCCCCCGGCCCCCGCCACGCUCUCCCCUCCCGGCGAUGCUAACCAGACCCCUGCCGGCUACCUGGAGCAGCUGAAGCAUGAGAGGUCCCUCCUAUUGGCUGAACUAGACAAGGAGGAGAAGGAGAAGGAGUGGUACUAUGGCCAGCUCCAGAACCUGACCAAGCGCAUCGACAGCCUCCCUCUCUCAGACAACUUCUCUCUGCAGACAGACAUGACGAGACGUCAGCUGGAGUUUGAGGCCCGACAGCUGAGAGGAGCCAUGGAGGAACAGCUAGGCUCCUGCCAGGACAUGGAGCGACGAGCACUGGCCCGGCUGUCUCGUAUCCAGGGCAUAGAGAAGGACCUGCUGAGAGGAGGACAGAGGCUGCUGCAUACUGAAGACAAGGCUGAGGGCGUCCAGGUGUGUGCAGACAGCAGCAACGCUGCCAAUAAUACACAGGUGUGUGAGCAGGACUCCACCAGCGAGGCGUCCUCCACUGGGGGGUACUCCAUCCCUCGCAGGCUCACCAGCCACCUGGGGACCAAGGUGGAGAUGGUGUACAGCCUGCUGUCCAUGCUAGGAACGCAUGACAAGGACGACAUGUCCCGCACCCUGCUGGCCAUGUCCAGCUCGCAGGACUCGUGCAUCGCCAUGCGCCAGUCGGGCUGCCUGCCCCUACUCAUCCAGCUACUGCACGGCAGCGACAAGGACUCUCUGCUGCUAGGGAACUCCCGGGGCAGUAAGGAGGCCAGGGCCCGGGCCAGCGCCGCGCUCCACAACAUCGUCCACAGCCGGCCGGACGACAAGCGGGCCCGCCGAGAGGCCCGCGUGCUGCACCUCCUGGAGCAGGUCCGGGUCUACUGCGAGGCCUGCUGGGCCUGGCAGGAGGAGCACCAGGCCGGGACCCAGCCCGACAAGAACCCCGUCCCAUCGCCAGGGGAACACCAGAUCUGCCCGGCAGUGUGCGUUCUCAUGAAGCUCUCGUUUGACGAGGAGCACCGACACGCCAUGAACGAACUGGGCGGUCUGCAGGCCAUAGCGGAGCUGCUGCAGGCUGACUGUGAGCUGUACGGGCUGACCGCCGACCACCAGAGCAUCACGCUGCGGCGCUACGCCGGCAUGGCGCUCACCAACCUCACCUUCGGGGACGUCGGCAACAAGGCCACGCUGUGCUCCAUGAAAGGCUGCAUGAGAGCGAUGGUGGCCCAGCUCAAGUCUGACAGCGAAGACCUGCAGCAGGUGGUGGCUAGCGUACUGCGCAACCUGUCAUGGCGCGCAGACGCUAGCAGCAAGAAGACGCUACGUGAGGUUGGCAGCGUGGCCGCACUCAUGUCCUGCGGACUGCAUGUACAGAAGGAGUCCACCCUGAAGUCUGUGCUGAGCGCGCUCUGGAACCUCUCGGCUCACUGCAGCGACAACAAGGCCGAACUCUGUGCUGUUGGCGGCGCGCUGGGCUUCUUAGCCCGGGCGCUAGCUCAGCGGGGACCGGCGAGCGCCGCGCUAGCCGUGGUGGAGAGCGCCGGCGGCAUCCUGCGAAACGUCUCCAGUCUGGUGGCCACCAACCAGGCCUACAGACAAGUGCUCCGUGACAACGGUUGCCUGGCGACCCUGCUGCAGCACCUGCGCUCCCCCAGCCUGACGGUGGUGUCCAACGCCUGCGGGACCCUCUGGAACCUGUCGGCCCGCGACCCCCGCGACCAGGAGGCCUUGUGGGAGAUGGGCGCCGUGGCCAUGCUGCGCAACCUGGUGCACUCCCGCCACAAGAUGAUCGCCAUGGGCAGUGCCGCCGCCCUGCGCAACCUGCUGGCCAACCGGCCCGCCAAGUACGCCUCGGCCGCCGCCGCCGUGGGCGGGACGGGGCCCGGCGGCGACCUCACGGCCACGCCCUCGCUGCACGCCCGCAAGCACAAGGCGCUGAUCGAGGAGCUGGACGCGCAGCGGCAGCAGCUCUCGGAGACCUUCGACGGGCUGGAGAACCUGGGCCCCGCCCACCACCACCGCCGCCACCGCCAGCCCUCGCCGUCGGCCGCGCAGCACCUCCACCUGCAGCAGCAGGCGCCAGGCCGCGGGGGGCCGGGGGGCCGGCGCCACAAGGGCGAGGAGGAGGGCGGCGGCGGGGCGCGCUCGCCCUACGCCAACACGCCCGUCCUGUCGUCGCCCCGCGCUCCGCCCCGCCCCCCCGCCCUGGCGUGGCCGGCGGCCUCCAGCGACAGCCUGCACAGCGUGGGCAGCGCCGACGGCUACGGCGCCACGGAGGAGGAGCGGCUCCUGGAGGAGGAGCGCCUGCUGGCCGGCCGCCAGGAGGAGGUGGAGGAGGAGGAAGAGGAGGAGGAGGAGGAGGAGGAGGGGGCGGCGUACCGGCGUUACCCGGCCGACCUGGCCCACAAGAUCCACAGCGCCAACAGCAUGGCGGACGCCGCCGACGCCGAGCUGGACACACCCAUCAACUACAGCCUCAAGUACUCCGACGAGCAGCUGCACUCCGGCCGCCAGAGCCCCGCCCCCGCCCCCGGCCAAUCGCGCGGCCGGGAGCGGGAGAAGGACGAGGAGGAGGAGGCGGAGGAGGGGGCGGGGCGGCGGGAGGACCGCCGGCGGCCGUACCCGGCGGCCUACCGGGCCGGGAGCCGCGCCGACGGCCAGCACCCCCGCCCGCCGCACCGCAGCGACGGGGAUGACUUUGGCGAGGGCAACCUCCCCCCCCACCGCCACGAGCAGGAGCCCAUCGACUACAGCAUCAAGUACGGCGGCCACGCCUCCCCUGGCUGCGCGGCCUCCUCUCCCGCCGCCUCUUCCUGUAAGAGCAACGCCGGCGGCCAGAAGCCCCUCCCCGCCAAGGCCGCUGGGGGCGGAGUCAACCAGGACAUGCCCCUGACCUACUGCGUGGAGGACACGCCCAUCUGCUUCUCGCGGGGCAGCUCUUUGUCCUCGCUGUCGUCGGGCGACGAGGACGACGGGCGCAGUGGGCGGCGCCGGGCGGGGGGGCGGGGCCAGGGCCACUACCCCACGCUCCCCGCGGGACAGAAGGAGGAGCGGGACGACCCCCAGGCCAUGAGCAUGGCCGCCGGCCCCUCGGAUGGCCUGUCCCCCGACGCCCCGGGGCAACGCCAGCUGUCCCGCCGCGCGCCCACCGCGUACCAACAGCAUCACCACGGCAACCAGCAGAUGCACCAUCACCACGGCAACCACCAUCACCACCAGCAGCCGCAGGCCCCGGCGGCGCCCAAGACCCCUCCCCCGGUGGCCCCGUCGUCGGCCCCGUCGUCGGCGCUGGCGUCGGCGCUGGAGACGCCCCUGAUGUUCUCCCGCUGCACCUCCCUCAGCUCCCUGGACAGCUUCGGCUCGCCCUCCAUCAACUCCUCGCACCCCAGCGAGCCCGGCAGCGGCGGGGCCAGCGGCGUGGUGAGCCCCAGCGACCUGCCCGACAGCCCCGGCCAGACCAUGCCCCCCUCCCGCAACAAGACCCCCCCUCCGCAGCCCGCCUCCCUGAAGCCCCCCGCCUCCGACCUGCAGGCCUCCGCCGCCUGCCUGGCGCGGGCCCAGCGGGGCCACGGCAGCGCCCGCGGCCCGGCCAGCGGCGGCAACCGGGAGGAGGAGGAGGAGGACUUCCUGCUGCACUUCGCCACCGAGAGCACGCCCCACGGCUUCUCGCGCGCCUCCAGCCUGAGCGCGCUCAGCGUGGACGAGCCCUUCAUCCCCCGCCAGCCGGAGGUCCCGGGCCACUCGGCCCCCGUCGCCAUGGCGACCUCGGCCCCGGACCGAGGCCCGCAGAGUGCGUCCGGCGGUGGCAGCGACGACAUGGACACGGUCGUCGGGGACGACGACGACGACGACAUCUCUAUCCUGGAGGCGUGCAUCCACUUGGCCAUGCCCACGCGGUCGUCACGCCGACCGAAGAAGGCCGCGGCUUCAGACGGCGCACCGGCCCCUCCCCCGGCCCCCCGCGGCACCGAGGGGCAGACGGCCGGCGGCCCCGUGUCUGCCAUGGCCGCGGCGGGCCGUAAGCCCAGCCUCCUGCCCGUGUACAAGCUCCACCCCCAGCAGCACAGGCCCCGCCCCCUUGAGGAGGAGACCCCCCUUGUGUACUGCGUGGAAGACACGCCCCUGAACUUCUCCACCGCCACCUCGCUGAGCGACCUCACCAUAGACUCUCCGCCCACCGAGGUCGCCACCGGAAACCACAGGGGGCGGCGCCACGCCCCGGUCGCCGCCAUGACCAGGGAGGAGGAGCAGGAAGUCAAAAGGCAGGGGAGGGAGGUGGCGGACGACGAGGAGAACGAGGACAUCCUGGCCGAGUGCAUCAGUGCCGCCAUGCCCAAGCCCCGCCCCCAACGCAACCUCCCUCAGCCUCAACGCCACGCCCCGCCCACCGACGGCAACGCUCCCAGCGCCGCCAACACGGCCAUCUGCAGCCUGGCGCAGCGCGAGUCGGAGCUCCGCCCCAAGCCCACCUCCCCCGUCAAGCCCAUGGUGGCACAGCGGCCGGCUCCGCCCCCUCCCCUGCAAGGGGGCGGCGGCCAGCGGCGGCGCUUCGCCUACGACUCGCCGCACCACUACACGCCCAUCGAGGGCACGCCCUGCUGUUUCUCCCGCAACGACUCCCUCAGCUCGCUGGACUUUGACGAGGAGGAGGAGGGGCCUGAGGGGGACCGGAGGCGGCCCGCCGAGCGUCCUUCCGUCCCGGAGGCGCCGCAGCACAAGCCCCCGCAGCAGAAGCUGGCACCGCCCGCGGCCGCCGUGCUCCCCCGCAGCAAGGAAGGGGCGGAGCCCCCGCCGCCGCCGUCGGGGGUGGCGCCGGACGACAGCCGCCAGCUGCGGUUCGCCGUGGAGGACACGCCCGUCUGCUUCUCGCGGAACUCCUCCCUCAGCUCCCUGAGUGACAUCAUGGACCAGGAGAACAACAACGUCGCCAGCCCCCCCUCGCCACCGCCGCCGCAAGAGCCCCCGGCGAAGCCUGCCCCCCCGCAGGCCCCCCCCGUCGCCGCCACUCAGGGGCACGCACAAGCCCCGCCUCCUAACGGCCAGCCGGUGCCGCCAGGCCGGGCGGGCUACGCCCCCCGGGCCUUCAACGUGGAGGACACGCCUGUGUGCUUCUCCCGCAACUCGUCCCUCAGCUCCCUCAGCAUCGACUCGGAGGACGACCUACUGCUGGAGUGCAUCAGCUCCGCCAUGCCCAAGAGGAAGCACCCGGCGGCCCCCCCGCAGCCCGCCGCGCCGCUCGCCUCCACGCCGCCCCCCCGCCAGGAGCAGGAGGAGGCGGAGGGCGGCGUGAAGGAGGAGGAGGAGGCGUUCGACUGGAAGGCGAUCCAGGAGGGGGCCAACUCGGUGGUCAGCAGCCUGAACCAGGCGGCGGUGGCGGAGCCGCCCCCGGACUCGUCAGACGAGGACUCUGACUCGGUCCUGUCGCUGCGCUCCGGCCUCUCCCUCUCCCUGGGAUCGCCCUUCCACCGCGCGCCCCGCCCCGCCGCCAAGGCACCGCUGCCGGAGGAGAGGCCGCUGGGGAAAGACCGAGGAGGCGGGGCCGGCGAGGAGGAGCUGGAGGAGGAGGAGGAAGAGGAGGAGCAGGAGGAGCAGCAGCAGCAGCAGCAGCAGGAGGAGGGGGGGGAGGAAGAGGCGGAGGAUGGGGAGGGUCCGGAGGAGCCCCCCGCCCCCCGCGAGCCGACAGGAACGGCGGGCGCGUGCCCGAGGGGCGGGGCCCGCGUGCUGCGGCCGGGGGAGCGCAGUACCCUGGAGGAGAAGAGGAGGCGGGAGGAGGAGGAGCGCAGCACGGCUCUGAAGGGCGGGAAGAAGGUGUACAGGAGUCUGCUGACGGGCCGGCCGCGCCCCCAGACGGACGCCACCCCGCCGGCGCCCCGCCCUCGCCCCCAGUCAGACACGCCUCCCCCUGCCCCUCGACCCCGCCCCCAGACAGACGCGACCGCUCGGCCACGCCCCACGUCAGACACGCCACCCUCGGCGAUGGCCACGCCCUCCCCGAGGGGGCGCGCCCUCAAAGCCCCCGGCGCCGGCCUCCCCCCGCCGCGCCUCAGCACUAAGACCCCUCCCGGCAGGAGGGCGGAGCCCGGGGAGGGGGGGCGGGGCCGGGGGGCGUCGUCCUCCCGCUCCGGCUCUCGAGACUCCACCCCCUCCAGACGUCCCGUCCCCCUCACCUCCUCUUCGUCGUCCUCCACCUCGUCCACAAAGUCCCCCGGAGCCGCGCCCCCCACGUCCCGCCUCUCCUGUCCGUCACCAGGGCGACCGGCCAAGCAGGCCCCUCCCCCCGGCCCGCCCAUCAGGAAGUCCAACAGCGGCGGGCGGGCCGCUGUGGGCGGGGGCGCGGCGCCAGGCGGCGAGGCCGUGGAGCGCCCCGCCCUAGUCCGCCAGUCCACCUUCAUCAAGGAGGCUCCGAGCUCCGCCCCCGGGAGGAAGAGGUCAGAGGAAGCCCCGCCCCCGGCGGCAGACCCCGUGAGCUCCUCCAGUUCCUCCACACGCCCCGCCCCCUCGAGCCACUCCACCGUCUCCUCCUCCUCCUCCUCUUCCUCCCUGAACAACAACCAGAACCCCAACCGCUCCCACUCGGAGAGCCCCUCCCCCUCCCCCCGCCUCAGCCGCACGGGCACCUGGAAGAGGGAGGGGGGGGGGAGGAGGGGCGAGGGGGAGGGGGGCCAGCACGGCUCCUCCCUCCCCCGCGUCGGCACCUGGAAGCGUGCGGGCAGCUCUUCCUCCCUGCUCUCGGCCUCCUCCUCCUCCUCCCGGGGCGACCAGGAGGAGCCGCGGGGGGGGGGCACCUGGCGCAAGGCCAAGGAGCAGCAGGAGGAGGUGUGGGUCCGCAUGGAGGACUGUCCCAUCAACAGCCCCCGGCCCUCGUCCUCAUCCUCGUCCUCCUCCAACGCCCCGCCCGUCAUCAGCGCCCCCUCGCCGCCCAAGACGGGCGUCACCGUGACGACCCCCGGCCGCCCCUCCCCCAACGCCAACCUCAACCUCCGCAGCCGAAGCCGCGACAGUCUGGAGACCACGCCCCCUGCGGCCCCCCCCGGGCGCACCGGGCCCUUUGAGAGGGCGGGGCCGGGGAAGGGGUACUUGAACGGCCCGGCGGGGGGAGGCGGUGGCGGGGGGGGAGGGACGGUGGCCGCCCGGGUCUCGCCCUUCAACUACGUACCCAGCCCCCGCAAGAGCAGCGCUGACACGAGCACCCCCGCCUCCAGCCACACGCCCUCCCCCUCCAGCACCAGACCCUCACUCAUCCCUUCCCCCGUGGCGGUCAGCACCGCCGGGGGGGGGAAGAAGAGACCCCAGCAGACCCCUCCCUCCCCCUCCCCCUCCAAGGGAGACGGCUCCGAGAGAGGGUCUUAUAUAGUCACCUCCGUUUGACCCCUUUCCAGCCCCUCCCGCCUAAGUUAUGUCCUUUCCCUGUAAGAAACGCCCCUCCCUCUAGGACCUCCCCUUUCCCUGUAAGACACGCCCCUUCCUCUAGUACCGUUCAAAUUGAGACCUGAAUUUACAAAAACAAAACUAUUCUACAACAAAACUUUCAAAGUGAAAUGUCAACACUAAAGACAACCUGGGGGAAAACACUCAAAGACAGACAGCAUGAACCUAUUGGCCGAGAGUGUUUUUCUUAUGUGCUAAUGUGUGUGUGUGUGGGGGGGGGGUGGUAUUUAGAGGGGUGACGGAGUCUUGCUGCUGAUUGCAUUCUUGGUUGAAACCAGGAAGUUCUGGCCAAACACAACACAACACAACACAACACUUUUAUGCGCUAAACAUGUUCAACUUUUCCAAGAAGAAAAUGACUUGAAAGUUGAAUAAGGGCAUCACUCCCCAUCAAGCUUAUAUUUAUACGUUAGAUAGACGCGUAGAAAUAACUCUUACUGCAUCAGCAUGCUAUAACACACACACACACACACACACUACCAUUGCCGUGGCAACACUGUUGAAUUUGAAUAUUCUACAAUGAAAAUAGCAACCGAGAGGUAUGUUAUUUUUGUUGCACAUUCAAGUACGUUUAAUAAUCCCUCGUCUGCCCUGAAAAACGUCAGUAAAAUACUAGUGUAAUGCUUUAACUUGUAUGUACCAUCGUGCAAAAACCUACGUUUUAUUUCUUUUCCCUCUAAAACUGUCUUGGACCCUUUUUUUAUAUUUUGUUAAUUUAUUUCUGAGAAAUUAUAUUAAAGAUUCAACUAAUAUCUUUGCGUUCCUUAAAGUGUACAUUACUAUGUUUUCUGGCCUUGUGCUCUGAAUGUUGGCUGUGUGGGCAGGGUGGUCCCUGCACUUGUAUUAAUAUAUAAACACGUGGGAAUGGACUGCUUCCCCCAACAGGUCAAGAAGUGAUUCUAACCGUGAGAGAGCUGUUCAUAUCUUUAUGUUCCUGUUUAAGAUGUAAAGCCCACACACGUUAUUUGAGAUUGUUUCAAGUGUAAGAAGAACCCAGUUAAUAACCCCUUGCUUAAAAAUAAAGAAUACAAUUGACUGGCGAAAUGAUGUCACUAAUCACUUAAAUUAUUAAUUCUGUAUUUUCCUGUGUUGGAAAAUGUGUAAGAUAUAGAAAAUAAAGUCAACUAUCAGCUGUU